Molecule: messenger RNA, 2028 nt
Organism: Bipolaris oryzae ATCC 44560
Lineage: Eukaryota; Fungi; Ascomycota; Dothideomycetes; Pleosporales; Pleosporaceae
Exons: 4
Coding region: 1-2028 (675 amino acids)
Biological process (GO): sodium ion transmembrane transport
Cellular component (GO): membrane
Source: RefSeq, a predicted model, not a curated record
AUGGCCACGCAAACCUUGCGAAAGAUCGGCGACUAUAUCGCGCCUCCUGCUACGAAGAGCGAGGACGGCCGUGACCAAUGGCCGUCACGAGCAGCCUUCCUACUUGCUGCGAUGGGUGGCUGUGCCGGACAAGGAAAUCUGCUCAGAUAUCCCAGUGUUUUGUAUAACAACUAUGGACUCCAGUGGUUCAUCCCAUAUCUCUUGGCUGUGUUUCUCAUUGCCAUUCCUGCACUAAUCUUAGAGGUCUCGAUUGGACAAGCAUACCGCGGAGGAACCGUCAUCGCAUUCAAUAAUGUACAUCGCCGGCUGAAGGGUGUAGGUAUGGGGCCGGUCAUUGUCAGCUUCCUCGUUGUGCAAUAUUUCACUGUCAACUUAGCAUGGAUCAUGCAGUACUUCCGACACAGCUUCACUAGCCCCUUGCCAUGGGAAAAUCGGAUCGAAGAAUUCUACUACCAAGACGUACUUCAACGCGGGGAGAUCAACGAAGGAAGCUUGAGCGCUGAUGGGAAUUCAGUAGCCCGGUUCACGACCUACCCCAAUGGAGCGCUUAUUGGCGAAACAGUCGGAUGGAGUAUUUUCGUUUGGUUCCUCAUCUGGAUUUCCAUCUUCCGUGGUGUUGGAAUGACAGGGCGAGUCGUCUACUUCACCAUGGGAUUGCCGGUUGUUACUACCAUCAUCUUUGUCGGAAGAGCAUUAUCACUCGAAAAUGCAAGAGAAGGCGUUGACCUUGUGUGGAGGACAUGGAGGAGCGAUCAGCUUGCUUCGGGUGUUGUCUGGCAAACAGCCGUUGGCCAAGUUUUCUUUUCGACUGGCAUAGGGUUUGGAUACUUCACUUCGUACGCCAGCUACAACACCAAACACUCCAAUGCUGUCAUGGACGCAUGUCUCAUCUGCGGCAGUAACGUUCUAUUCGAGAAUUUUGCCGCGUUCGCCAUCUUUGGCGUUGUUGGCUUCCUCCGCAGAUGGCCACAGGACGGCGAGAGACUCGGCGCAUUUGUUGUCGGAUUUCUCACCUUGCCUGAAGCUGUACUUCAAAUGCCUGGAGCUAAUUUCUGGGCAGUACUAUCAUUCUUCACACUUGUGGUUCUUGGAUUCAGUUCGGCCUUUGUUAUGCUGGAUGUUGUAGUCACUCUUAUUUGCGACUCUGGUAUGGUCAAGGCGUCACGACCUGUUGUCGUCACCGCACUUACUAUUCUUUGCUUUCUAAUGUGCCUACCAUACUGUACUGAGUUUGGAUACUAUCUGCUAGAUGGCAUUGAUCGAUGGGUGAACAACGUUGCCCUCAUUUUCGUUGUAUGGAGCGAAGUCUCCAGUGCUACUACUGUAUAUCGAUGGAAAGACAUCGUUCACCAAACUGGACUUCCUGCUUUCGUGGUCUACAAUGUAGGCUUUCUUGGUGCUCAGGUGCUUGGCAUCAGCUUAGCCCAUGGCAUCAGUAGUCCAGGUAUUGGAGCGGGUGCAGGUUUUGGUUUCUACUGUUUUAUGGCUAUUGUUGCUGUCAUAAUAGCACGAAAUCCUGACGUAGGUGCGCCUUCAUUCUGGAACGGCACUGCUCUUUUUAGAAAAUUUUGGUAUCUUGCAUUUUAUUCAGGCAAUCAACUACGCCGUGAUUUGAAUGUGAUCGUUGGGCGGGGCAAGAACUGGAAGAUUCCUGCAUUCAUGCCUGUCCUGCUCCGUUACCUUAGCGGCCCUGUCCUCGCCAUCAUACUCUCCUUUGCCUUCCCAGAGUUUCAUACUCUUCGCUAUGAUCCCAUGAUGAUUGCUGGGUUUAUAUUAUCUAUCCUGACUAUUAUAGUCAUCCUGUUCGGCUUGGUGAUGCCUCGAUAUUACGAUGCAUUCAUCCCUGUAUACCGGCGAUCCGAGGGUACUGAGCCAACAAUGCCGAUGCAAACCAAGGGUGAAUUAGGUGGAAAACCAGUAGCAGAGACGAUAGCUGCAGAACAUGGCCAUGGAAGUGUAACAAGGGACUUGUCUCCCGGACAGGAAACUGGUGGUGAGAAGCAGGUCAAGACAACAAGCCUGACAUGA